Molecule: messenger RNA, 1584 nt
Organism: Schistocerca gregaria
Lineage: Eukaryota; Metazoa; Arthropoda; Insecta; Orthoptera; Acrididae
Product: non-homologous end-joining factor 1-like
Exons: 9
Coding region: 317-1132 (271 amino acids)
Biological process (GO): double-strand break repair via nonhomologous end joining
Cellular component (GO): nucleus; DNA ligase IV complex
Molecular function (GO): DNA end binding
Source: RefSeq, a predicted model, not a curated record
UCGGAGAACAGUAUAGAAUCGUUGCAACGGACCUAGUUCGUAUAUGGACAGAAGAAAUGUCUUCGGAAGACAUUAUUCGUCGUUGCCAGAUGGUGAAUCUGGAGGCGAUGAUCCUCGUGAUGUUUGUGAAGCUGAUGAAUUGUGGGAAGACGAUGCUGCAAGUGCUACUAAUGAUGAAUAUAUCCCUCGUGUCAAUGAGAUGAGUGAUUCUUCAAACAGCCAUGUUGCAACUACUGGAGAAGAGCAAGCCGAGAAGUUGCAAACUGAUGUCGCUUUACAUAUAGCAGCCUUGGAUAUAUGUAACUAAUUUUUCCCCAUGGAAGUCAGUCUUGUAUUGUUCAACUGGAAAAAAAGCAAUUUGUUGUUACCAUCUCAGAUUUGGAUUAAAGUAGGGUUAUUAUUCCUACCUUUGAAGGAGUUAAAUCCAAAUAUUGAAGCACCACCAGAAAAUCUCUUGUCAAAGGUUACCAAUUUGAUGGAUUCUCUUGGUCCAGAAGUGAGGGCUAAUGUUACAGUUGGCGAGGAAAUGCUGUGGCUAAGCCUAGAAACGAGAGUAUCCAGAUUUUUGUUUAGAUUCAACUUUAGACUCUCUCCUUCUGACCCAGCGACUUUUAUGCAAGAAGUAACAGUUCCUUUGGCGCUAAUGGUAAAGGAGCUUCAGGUUAGAGUAACACAAUUAUAUGAAAUUUUGAAGAGAAAAGAUGUAGAAAUUCAGCAAUAUAAACUGGAGGGUGCACAGAUCUGCAGAAAAAGUGUUGAAACUGAACCAUUUAAGAAGGAGGAAUUUGAAAAACAAUGUCUGACAAAAGACCAUGAGAAUGUCAAAGGGCCUCCAGCAGAAAUGAUCACAGAGGACAUAAUUCAGCUCUGGAAAUCAAUGAAACUUCCUCAUGCCACAAAAAUUAAAGAUGCAAAUCCAGUGAAGCAAGAAAUACAAACAAAUAUAAAAGAAGAACCAGCAUCAGAUGACAGUGAUAGCACAGAGAACAAUCACUUAACUAGAAGUAAUGCAGGUGAUUUGACUGAAACACAUCGUGAGUUGCAAAUAAAACGUGAAAAGGACUCCUCAAUUAACCAUUUGAGUGUUGGGAUGACACAAAAGAAACUGUUGAAAAGAAAACUUCGUUUGUAAUUUGAUUUGCAUUUUGAAACUACCAUUAUAUAUUGUGUAAAGGCUGCGGUCCAUGAAAACUGGCGAGGGUGAAGACAAAAAUGAUGCCUUUGUAGCUAUAUUAUCAUUUGUGAUCAUGGUGCCAAAGACAGUUUAAUAUCUGGGUGAUUGUUUUUAUGUUGAUGAAAAAGAGAGUAACUUAAAUACUUUUUCAUAUGCUGAUAGAUUUUAUUUUAAUGGUAACAAUCUUUUUUAAGUAUAGCUUUUUUUAAAUUGCUUGAACAUCAUAUAUUUGUAUUGUUUAGUGGCAAAGAACAAGGCUGCUGUUUGAUGAUUAGUGAUUUUUUUUCUAAUCAACAAUUUAGUAUACAAAUACCAUAACUCAAACUUUUAAAAACAGGAAUUUUAAUUGAUCAUGUGUGAAACUCUUAUUUCUUAUGUAUUUUAAUUAGAAAAUAAAUGAUGAAAUUUUA